CACAGUCAAACUGAAACUGAGCUGGUGCUGCGGGCAGACAGAUGCAGAGGACCCGGUGUGCCUCAUACCGAACAGAGGUUUCAUUCGGCUGAUGUUUUACAUCUUUAUGGGACGCAGCCCCGCCCUCUCUAACAUCUGGAGCUCGAUAGAGAAAGCACUCUGCCUCGUGCCCCGCGUGAUGUGUAUGUGUGUGUGAGGGAUAACUUAUGAAGUGACCGGCGUUAGCAUCUCACCGGAGGAGCCGUCGGUGCUGUGCUGGGCUGCAGGAAGCGGACUCAGUUUGAAGCUGGCAGGCGUAGGGGGAGGUAGCGAGCAUGGAUGAGCCAGGCAGCAGGAGCAGCAGCCUGCAGAGGAAAAAGCCACCAUGGCUCAAACUGGACAUCCCCAUCAUCCAGCUGACGCCGGACGACACGCCCACACUAACCCAGCCUGUGAAACGCCUGCGCAGUGUCAGCAUGCCAGGGGAAAACCCUCAGACCUGCAUCGCUGCCUUGGAAACUUCCAACAACUACCUCAGACCUCCUCUGGAGAGAUUGCCCUCCUUCACACAGUCCAUCAAGAGUGAGAAAAGGGUGCACUUUGAGCGUGUCAACACAGUUCCCCCAAAGGGCCAGAGGGGUCCCAGGAGGGUGUCAACCCUCCGAAGGCGGUCCUGCAUCCCCAAAAUACUGGCCCGACGGCGUUCAUCUAUACCCAAACAGAUCAUCAGGGGCACAGCUGACUGGUUUGGGGUGAGCAAAGACACCGACAGCACCCAGCGAUGGAGGAGGAAGAGCCUGCAGCACUGCAGCCAUCUGUACGGGGGUCUAAAGGCGCAGGUGAUGAGGGAGAUGGAGCUACACAGCCAGGACAAUCUCUCCCUGGCCAGCACUGAGACCCCUCCUCCCCUCUACCUCCCUCCCCACCACCCCAGUCACCACCACUAUGGCAUGCAGAGGAUUGUUGACCCCCUGGCCCGGGGUCGUGCCUUCCGCAUGGUGGAAGAGGUAGACGGCUUCAGUGUCCCGCAAACUCCGAUCACGCCCGGCACCGCCUCCCUCUGCUCCUUUUCCAGCUCCCGCUCCGCCCUCAACCGACUGCCACGGCGACGCAAACGGGAGUCUGUGGCAGUCAUGAGUCUAAAGGCUGCAGCAGCACUAAUGAAGGGCCGGACGUUAGCAGACAGCACCACUGGGCGAUGUCGCAGACGGAGUUUCUUACCUCCUAGUUUCUUUGAAGACGACACUGUGGACUUCCCAGAUGAAUUAGACACUUCUUUCUUUACCAGAGACGGCCUGCAGGAUGAAUUGUCCACUUAUGCUGACGAAGUUUUUGAGACACAAUCGGAGGCUGCCUUCAAACAGCUGGACGAGAGCGAGCUCACAGGAAGUGCGCUGGAUAAGAACGAACUGGAGAGGACUCACCUCAUGCUGCCCUUAGAGCGAGGAUGGCGGAAAGCAAAAGAUGGCUGUCUGGUCCAACCUAAGGUGCGUCUGAAACAGGAAGUGGUGAGUGUCAACCGACAGCAGCGGGGACAAAGGAUCGUGGUUCCUGUUAAGAAGCUGUUUGCCAGAGAAAAGAGGCCCUACGGGCUCGGCAUGGUUGGUCGUCUCACAAACCGGACGUACCGCAAGCGCAUUGACAGCUUUGUCAAAAGGCAGAUUGAGGACAUGGACAAUCACAGACCUUUUUUUACCUACUGGAUCACAUUUGUCCAUUUGCUCAUCACCAUUCUGGCUGUUAGCAUCUACGGCACUGCCCCUAUGGGCUUUUCACAACAUGAAACUGUCGACUCUGUGUUGCGGAAUAAGGGAGUUUAUGAAAAUGUUAAGUUUGUGCAACAACAAAACUUCUGGUGGGGUCCAAGCUCAGAGGCGCUGAUUCACCUGGGAGCCAAGUUUUCCCCAUGCAUGCGUCAAGACCAAGAGAUCCACAAACUGAUCCAAGAGAAGAGAGCGAGAGAGAGAGAGUCAGGCUGCUGUGUGAGGAACGAUCGCUCCGGCUGCCUGCAGACUUUACAAGAGGAGUGUUCAAGUACCCUGGCAGUGUGGGUGAAGUGGCCUCAGCACCCCAGUGCUCCCGACCUGAAUGGCAAACUACGCCAACAUGGUUCAGUCUGCCAUCAGGACCCAAGGAUUUGUCAGGAGCCAGCAUCAGUUUCACCUCAUGAGUGGCCUGAUGACAUUACCAAGUGGCCAGUUUGUACAAGAUACAACUCUGGGAAUCACACCAACCUCCCCCACAUAGACUGCACCAUCACAGGCCGGCCCUGCUGCAUCGGGACCAAGGGACGAUGUGAAAUCACUUCAAGAGAGUACUGUGAUUUUAUGCACGGCUACUUCCAUGAGGAAGCUACUCUCUGCUCACAGGUGGCGUGCAUGGACGACGUGUGUGGUUUGCUGCCUUUCCUCAACCCAGAGAUUCCAGACCAGUUCUCCCGACUCUGGCUGUCUCUCUUUCUUCAUGCUGGGAUCCUGCACUGUCUGGUAUCAGUGCUUUUCCAGAUGACCUUGUUGAGGGACAUAGAGAAGCUGGCUGGCUGGCUGAGAAUCUCCAUCAUCUACAUGCUAAGCGGCGUCACAGGCAACUUGGCCUCAGCCAUCUUCUUGCCCUACAGGGCAGAGGUGGGUCCUGCAGGCAGCCAGUUCGGCAUCCUGGCCUGUCUGUUUGUGGAGCUGUUUCAGAGCUGGCAGAUCCUGGAGCGACCAUGGCGGGCCUUCGCCAAGCUGCUGGCCAUCUCAGUCUUCUUUUUCUCCUUCGGUUUGCUUCCUUGGAUCGAUAACUUUGCCCACAUCUGCGGUUUUGUGUCGGGAUUCUUCCUGUCCUUCGCCUUCCUGCCAUAUAUCAGUUUUGGGCGUUCUGACAUGUACCGGAAGCGGGUCCAGAUCUGCAUCUUCCUGCUUGUCUUCUUGGGUCUGUUCUCCGCCCUGGCCGUCCUCUUCUAUGUCUACCCUGUGAAGUGUGACUGGUGCGAGUACCUUACCUGCAUCCCCAUCACAGACAAGUUCUGCGAGAAGUAUGACCUGAACGCUCACCUCCUCUGAACAUUGGCCUUUGAAAUGUCAGCUGGACUGUUUGUGAACUGGGGUCAUGCCAUUUCUAAAUGUUGUAUGUUGAUGAAGUUGAACUUUACAUAGGGUGCUGCAGUGCAACUUGUGACUGAGCAAGAACGUUCCUCCUGGAAUAAUGACCAGGAUUUCAGGAUGUCAUGUGAAUGCAUUUGUUUUACUGUUUUUGAAGGUAAAACAGACCCAUUAUGAGUAAAGGCUAUGCAUGAAAGCCUUCAGGCAUUUGAUUAAAAAUAUUCAAAUGCAUGGGAACAAAGUUAACAAUGUAAAGCUGACUGAAAAGGACUAAUAACUGAUUUAUGUGUGAUUGAUCUCUAGCUGGGCUAAUCAAUCUGCUAAUCAUCCAGUCACACUGGAGGAGAGUUACAAAGACAGUUGUUUCCUGCCAAAUUAUUUAUCUGUCUUCUUUGGUAAAAUGGACGAAACUGCACCCCUUAGUGGCCAAAAGGAAAAGUACAGUGUGAGACAGCUGCAAUGGAUAUUUUCUCUUUUUACUUUUUUACUGAUGUCCAAACAGUUUUGUCCAUUUACUGGAUGUCCAAGAAAUGGGACUUAAAUGUGCCUUAUUGACACACAACCACACAAGCUGUCUUUUUGUGCCAUGUAACAGUUUGUGUCAGCUGUUUCUGCAUUUCACAUUCUGACAAAAUCAUGUAAAAUAUGUUUUUACUUCAAUAUUUGGUGGCUGUAUUGCCAUUUUAUUACCGCACUGGAAACCUGAGUUUCUGCCACAGCCUUCAAUCACAAAUGGAUUGUUUUUUUUUAUAUUCACCUGUGUUACAUCAGCACAGAACACACUUAUGUAUGUUAAUCUGCUCCAUUGUGAAUACCUGUUACUGAAGCGAAUUUGUGUUUUGUUUUGUUUUUUACUUUGGUGGCGUUUUAGCUACCUGACAAUAAACACAGCAAGUCACAGGGUCA
Molecule: messenger RNA, 3968 nt
Organism: Micropterus dolomieu (smallmouth bass)
Lineage: Eukaryota; Metazoa; Chordata; Actinopteri; Centrarchiformes; Centrarchidae
Gene: rhbdf1b
Product: rhomboid 5 homolog 1b (Drosophila)
Exons: 20
Coding region: 315-3023 (902 amino acids)
Biological process (GO): regulation of epidermal growth factor receptor signaling pathway; regulation of protein secretion
Cellular component (GO): endoplasmic reticulum membrane
Molecular function (GO): serine-type endopeptidase activity
Source: RefSeq, a predicted model, not a curated record